UUAGAAAUUGUCAGGCUUAUUGUGUUCAAAAAUUUGCACGCUUAAAAUUCGCUCUACAUCGGCAUAUCUCCAACUUCAAAACCCUAUAUCAUUCUCACACACCUACACAUUACGGAUGGUCUUCUUCCCUCGUUAUUUGCUCGCGCGUCUUUUAGCCCUAUGCGUUGUUCUGCAUGUCGCUGUUGCCAUUCCUGUGGUUCACACUUCUGCAGGGACUUUAGAACGACGCAAGCCCACACAAGCUAUACUUGACGAGUAUCAGAUGCUACAAAUCCGAAUUCUAUAUUUCCGUUUGGACGAAGACAAGAAAAAGUCUGAUAGCGUAAACCCUGAUUUACUGGGACAGUAUGACAAAAUGUGGCUUUGUAUUGGUCACAACUGUUUUCGUGGUGAAGAAUCGUCCUCUGGAUUGUUACCCCAAGAAAAGAUAGCGACCGAGAAAGACCUGGGCCCAGCUCUUCAGAUUGGUGUCGUCUCCUUUUUGUCCCUGAACCAGAAGGAUGAGAUAUUGAAAUCCUUCGGCACAAAGGUUAUCAAGGAGAAAAAGAACAACUUGUCGUAUAUCCAGGGAAUGAUUGCGGAUUUGCGCGCUAGCUGGAGAAAAGGGAUGACACUUGGGCUAGACAAAAGGCCUCCGUAUACUACCCACGCUUCUCAGUAAUUCUCAAUUUGCGGACAGUUCAUGUAUGUACA
Messenger RNA from Lentinula edodes (shiitake mushroom), 693 nucleotides. RefSeq lists its product as uncharacterized. The transcript is spliced from 3 exons. NCBI's taxonomy places the organism in Eukaryota, Fungi, Basidiomycota, Agaricomycetes, Agaricales, Omphalotaceae. The record is from RefSeq and is a predicted model, not a curated record. The coding region runs from base 116 to 661 and encodes 181 amino acids.